AUGGAGGUUAAUCGAGUUCACGUCUUGAUUAUCCAAUUUCGCAAACGAAUCAGAGAACUGGCCUUGAUUCAAAAUCGUAUCCAAGAUGACAUAACUGUGUUCAAAGAUGGCGAUCCGGAUCUCAUGGAUGAUUUCGAGGAAACGCGCCAAUACUAUCUCGAUCACUUGGGUAUCACGGUUGAACAACUGCGUGAGGCAAUGGAAACAUCUGAGAUCGAGUUCCCGCCAGAGGAGAUUUUCGUCGAGAGAAUAAUGAGGAGGGUUAGGCCGAUUACGAAGCGGUAUCUCGAGCGGCUCGUCAAGACAGGAAGGAUCACCAAAUGCGACAUGGAUUGCAUAAUCCAGGGAGGAUACACCAGCGUUGAGGCGUUCUUCGAAGACGUAUAUAGCAACGUUGAAUCAUUCGGUACUAAAAACGAAGCGAGUUCCUCUACAGAUGGUACGCAAUCAACGUCUAGUAUCGAAAUAUAUGACGAAGAUGGAUUCCUAACAGUCAUAGAUGGCGCUAAUCAGAAUGAUGAACAAGGGGAUUCCCGAGAUGAUAACACCGACCCUCAGAAAAAGGCACCUACGAAUGAACCAGGGACGUUGGUGUUAAGUUCAGGGGAUAUCGUACCCCCGAUCAAGUUAGAAGCACCGGAAAAGCCGUUAGAGGAUACAGAAAGCGAGAUGGAGAAACAGCCCUCUCCCGAGGCGUCGAAACUAGAACCAUCCGCGCUAGAUAUCUCAUCGGAAGAAGAAAAGGCUUCCCUAGAAAUGGAAAGCAAUGAUCCCGCUACUGCGAACGGAAGCUCUUCAGUUAACCGUCCCGCAGAUGACAAAGAUGCCGACUCAUCAGACGUAGAGACCUCCGACUCUGACGACUCGGACGUCAGCUCAUUAGUAGACAAUGUCGCGGGCGACGAAGAGCACACCGAAGUAGAGGAAUCCGACUCCGACGAAGCUGAAGAGUCUCCACAACCUUUCCUCCGCGCAAUCCCCAAGACGAGCGCAAACGCGGACGAGCAAAAAGAAGGCAUCGACGGCAGCGACGAUAUACUGGAUACCUGGCUACCAUCCCACCAGAUGUUCUACUGGCAGUACGAGAUCAUCUUCGCCGCAAUAUUGACCUCGUUCAGAUUCAAGGAGAGAUUCCAGUCUGCAAGGGACGCCUAUAAGGCUGAUCCGUUUGCCGAUUGGGACUAA
Messenger RNA from Daldinia childiae, 1185 nucleotides. RefSeq lists its product as uncharacterized. NCBI's taxonomy places the organism in Eukaryota, Fungi, Ascomycota, Sordariomycetes, Xylariales, Hypoxylaceae. The record is from RefSeq and is a predicted model, not a curated record. The coding region runs from base 1 to 1185 and encodes 394 amino acids. The transcript has a single exon.